Messenger RNA from Lytechinus variegatus (green sea urchin), 1177 nucleotides. RefSeq lists its product as uncharacterized. Bases 1 to 540 code for a protein of 179 amino acids. The record is from RefSeq and is a predicted model, not a curated record. The transcript has 4 exons. NCBI's taxonomy places the organism in Eukaryota, Metazoa, Echinodermata, Echinoidea, Temnopleuroida, Toxopneustidae. Gene Ontology annotation, molecular function: calcium ion binding.
AUGGCUUGCCCGACAUCGCUAUUGGUCGUGACAUUACUCAUCCUCGGUAUGGUUGCAUCUAAUCCAGCUGCUGUUGUCGUGCCGAUAGAAGCAUCCGGGUCUUCACGUAUUAUAGCUACUGGACCAAAAUCACCUUAUGGGCUUCCUCUUCGAUCUAGUAUUAUUCCUCCUUUCAUACUUACUGCUACCGAUCUUGAUCGUAUCGAUGGUAAUCAAGAUGGACGAGUGACCAAUGAAGAAUGGAGACGCGUCUUUAUUAUACUUCUUGCUAUCUACGAUUCAGAUGGAGACGGGACAUUGUCCAUUUCAGAGUUUCAGGCUCACAACUUGUCUCCACCUGACCCUACUACUCGCCUAAUCCCACCCCCAUCCAAGCAAAAGAACGCAUUAACAGACUUCAAAGGUCAGCUUGGACGCGAACACGAUCAUCUAAACAGAAAGAAGGAACAGAUGAAUCGACAACGAGAUCGGAACAAUCCCCGACAUCAUCAUCGUGAUCGACAAGAGCAAAGGAUGCAACCAUGGAACGGAAGACCAUAAUAACACACCACUCAAUAUCCUACAGCAUGAUUAUAUCACGAAAAACGUACAAUUUACCUGAAUUAUUAUUUUUUGUUAUUUUAAUUAUUUAUUUCAUUUUUUAUUUAUUAUAUUAUCAUUUUUGGGGGUGGUUAAAUGGGAUAUCUAUAAAAAUCUACUGCACGUUAUAACAAAACAUAUAUCCAAUCUGUUAUAUAUGAAUAUAUACACAUCCCAUGUACAUGAUGUAUCUAGGGAGGAUGAUGAUUUGUGUUGUAAUAGGUCCAUGUUGUAUAGGACUACAUCGUGCCUGGGAAUGGGCAUGGGUAGAGUGCUCCCAAUGGUCUUUAUAAUAUAGAAUUUGUUUAUAUUUUGCAUUAUUACUAAUUUUUGCUUAUCAGAUAUUUUACGAGACAGUGCUCCUAGAAAUGGAGGUGACUUUUCACCUCUCCUCAGUAAAUGAAUGAAAACGCUAGGUGUGCACAAUCACUGAUUUUUAAGAGCAAGUUGAGAACUACAGAUGAAAGAAUUUCAUAUAUUACUUUGUAAAUUGAAAAUGAUUAUUAGAAUGACCCCAUCGUGUAGUUUUGGCUCCAGUUAAAGCUGUAGAUUGUCUUCAUGUCAAUAACUCAAAUAAAAACCGAUAACAAAAAUUUGA